AUGAAUACGAUGAUGGACCAGAUUGCAUUAAGGCGCAAAAGAGGAAGGAUCUCGCGCAUAAAUAUCCCCUCACCGCAGAAACACGCGGAUCCUAGGCGGUCUGGGUCGGGUCGGUUUGGGUCAGCUCCUAAACGGCGUCGUUUUGCACCUGGAGAGCCCACCCCAAAACGCUGCCGUUUUGCCAACAGUAUAAAAGCCCAAAAAUAUUAUUUUUUUUCAUUUCAGCAGUUUUGUUUCAAAAAAGGAGUUAAAAACUUUGUUUUCUCUCUAGCUUCACUGGGCAUUGCCCAGAUUCCGGCGUGGGGAUCGCCGUCGGCCGUCGCGGGCGGUGGCCGGGGUACCCAAAAGUCGGGUUUUAGAACCCCGAUCUCGACCCUUCUAAAAAUAUACCCUUUUAGUCCCGAAAAGUCGGAAAAGGAGGGGUUUUUCGUACUCCCUUUUAGUCCGAUUCCAACGCCGAAGGUGGUCUCCGGCGACGGGCUUUCGAGACCGGUGUUGAUGAAGCUAGGCACGGUGGGUGGCGAUGGGACAAGGCAAACGGCAGAGGGAUGGGUGCGGCGCUAGGCUUGGCUAGGGUUUCAUUUUUCUGAAACCCUAGUUGGGGUUUUUUUUGGGAAAUUGGGCUCCGAAUUUGGGCCUCGGGUUUGGGUUGUAAUUGGGCUUGUGGGUUGGUGUUAUUUUGCUGGUAGGGCCUGGGCAAAUUUGGGCUUCUACAGAUAACAAUAUAUAAAAGAUAUUAAUAUAAUUAAUCAAUUUUUUAUUAAAACAACAA
This is a messenger RNA of Gossypium raimondii (Peruvian cotton), 772 nucleotides long. RefSeq lists its product as uncharacterized. The coding region runs from base 1 to 564 and encodes 187 amino acids. The transcript has 3 exons. NCBI's taxonomy places the organism in Eukaryota, Viridiplantae, Streptophyta, Magnoliopsida, Malvales, Malvaceae. The record is from RefSeq and is a predicted model, not a curated record.